UUCUUCUUCUUUUGCUUUGUUUGCUGGAAGAUCACAAACAUGCGUGAGAUAAUAUCCUCACCCUAGAUUGCAACGAACCGGUUGGUGGGGGAGGAGUCGUUCAACAGUUAAAUAGAAACACGACAACGAGCCAAAGGGUCACGUGACCAGCAGGAGUCGUGUUGACUGUGAGGCUUCUUGGCAAAGAGGAGUCAACAGAAGCACAUCCGGGGCUUCCCCUGAAGUUCAGCAGAUGGCAGCCGAGGCCCCGAGGCAGAGGAGGACCAGUCGGACCGGCGCCUCGGCAUCCACACACGCCUCCUUUCCUCCUCACAGCGACGGCUCGCUCCGAGAGACGCAUCCGACUCUGGGUCUGAAACAGAAAGGAUUAUCCGGGAUAUGAGUGUCCUCUUCUCCUCUUCUUCCCUCCUCUUGGAUGAGCUGAGGAGCAGGAAGUGACCACAGCAGAGAUCCUCUGGAUCCUCUGGAUCAGAUGUUGGUAGAGUGGAUCCUUCACACGCUGGUGGCAUUUGGACAUGGAGGACCUCACGUGAUCCCAUCUUCUUUUUUUCCCCUUCCUGGGUCAUAAAGAAGAGACGCUAGUGAUGGGGAUGAUGAGGAUGAUGAGGAUAAUGUUCCUUCUCAGCUUUACAAACUCGGAUGUCUGGAUGCUGCCGUCUCCCACCAGCGUCUCCAUGGAGUCCGUAGACAUGAGACACGUCCUGAAGUGGCGUCCUCUACAAGCUCAGUGCACCCCUGUGGUCCUUUACAGCGUUCAGUUCCAGGGGGAGUUCGAGCUGAGCCAGAACGGCAGGUGGGUGGAUGCUCCCGACUGCCAGAUGAUCCCUCACGCUCAGUGUGACCUGACCGUUGACCUUGGCUCGGACUCCGACUACAACCUCCGCCUCAGAGCGCAGUGCGGCUCCCAGAGGUCGGCCUGGAGCAAACUCCGCCCACCUUUCAACCGCAGAGACACGGUCCUCAUGGCGCCGAAGAUGGCGGUGACGACGGCGGGCGACGCCCUUCAGGUGUCCUUCCUCCAGCUUCCUCCCACCGCGGUCGUCAUGGUGACGGUGUGGAAGAAAGGCCACGAGCUGCAGGCUGCUGUGUAUUCCAUGCCGGCGGAGCAGGGGGUGCUGCACGUCGCCGCCCUGCAGGAGGGGGCGCAGUACUGCGUCCGAGCUCACACCGUCCUUUACACCCGGAUCAACAGCAGCAGCACGGACACCGAGUGUGUCUCCAUCGCAGGACGUGCGGACGGCGCCUGGAGGAGGCCGACCGCGGUGAGCGUGAGCGUCGUCAUCGUGUCGUGUUUCCUGUUCGCCGCCUUCUGGUCCGUUGCCCACUGGCAGCAGAGCGCCUGUCGGACGCACUUCCUCAAAGAGCCGCUGCCGCCCUCACUGAAAUCUGGUUGGGACAUUCAAAUCCCGAUGAGGCCGGAGGAGGCGGAGCUUUGUCACCCGAUCCACGUGACCGCCGCCCCCUAACGCGGCGAGCUGAGGGUCCCGACCCUGAAGGGUCACCGACCAAAGUACUGAGCUGACAUUCAUCGUGCAUCUUUGGGAAAUUAUUUCUAGAAGACUCUCUGGCCGCUCCGUCUUGGACUUUAGUGAUUCCCUUUUGGGCUUUUGGGCGCUGCUACUUUAGAUGAUGGAUGCCUGCAUGGGGGGGUUUGGACGUCGCCAUCGCAGCAUUUAGGAGCUGCCUUCUUAGUGAGGAUUGUUGGACAUGAGCCCGUUCUGAUCAGGAUCGAUCCGAUUCAAUCACCGAUUCAAUCACUGUGGUGGAAGUUUGACCGAAUAAAGGGAGACUUGUGAGAAAUUUGUCUUUGUAU
Molecule: messenger RNA, 1813 nt
Organism: Pungitius pungitius (ninespine stickleback)
Lineage: Eukaryota; Metazoa; Chordata; Actinopteri; Perciformes; Gasterosteidae
Gene: il20rb
Product: cytokine receptor family member B16
Exons: 7
Coding region: 585-1466 (293 amino acids)
Biological process (GO): cytokine-mediated signaling pathway
Cellular component (GO): plasma membrane
Molecular function (GO): cytokine receptor activity; interleukin-20 binding
Source: RefSeq, a predicted model, not a curated record